AGAAGUGGUGGCCUAUAUCCGGCAGGAAUUUAGCUAGGAAGGUGACUCAUCAGUGUGUUGUCUGCACGCGAGUUAGAGGUAAGACGCUAAGCCCCCUUAUGGGCAACCUACCUAGGGAACGCCUUACACCUAGCUACCCUUUUGAUCGUAGCGGAGCUGAUUACUCAGGGCCAGUGUUCGUUUUAAGCCGCAAAGGUAGGGGCGCAAAAUUAAUAAAAUCAUACAUCUGUUUAUUUAUUUGUUUUACUACACGAGCUAUACACUUGGAGCUUGUCAGCGACCUAUCCACUGACGCAUAUCUACUCGCUCUCAAGCGGUUUAUUUCCCGACGUGGAAAACCAUGUCAAAUUUUUUCUGACAAUGGACGCAAUUUCGUAGGUCUUUGUAAUGAUUUCGCUCAGUUUUUAUCUUCAUGUAGCAAAGACAUUGUUGAUUACGCUAGAAGUCAAAAUAUCGAGUUUUCUUUUAUACCUCCAUAUUCCCCUCAUUUUGGUGGCUUGUGGGAAGCGGGGGUGAAAUCGUGCAAGUACCACCUGCGGCGAGUGGUUGGUGGUGCCCACCUGACCUUCGAGGAGCUUACCACAGUACUGACCCAAAUUGAAGCGGUACUGAACUCACGGCCGCUGGCACCCCUGUCGUCGGAUCCAGCAGACUACUCUCCACUCAGCCCUGGACACUUCCUCAUCGGCCGACCUCUCACAGCGCCAGUAUGCGAGGAGGACCUGACGCAGGAACCGAUACAUCGGUUGACCCGAUAUCAAAGGGUUGAACAACUACGGCAACAUUUCUGGACGCGUUGGGCCAAAGAAUAUGUUUCGGAGCUGCAGACCAGGACCAAAUGGAGGCAGAAUUCGGCGGAACUAUCACCGGACCAGCUGGUUCUGAUCAAGGACUCUUCUCUACCCCCGCUGAAGUGGCAGCUCGGUCGUGUCGUGAGAACGAUUAACGGCAGCGAUGGUAUUGCCAGAGUAGCCGACAUCAGAACGUCGUCGGGAGUCCUGAGGCGAGCUUAUACCAAGAUAUGUCCACUGGUGGACAACGAACACUCAUGGCGAGAGACUUAGACUGCAGAAGACGUUGUAAGCUACUGCUUUCAAGGCCGCGGGCAUGUUGGGUAUUAUAAUCUGUGCGUGUCAUAGAGUAAAGACGGCUAGUAGGUAAAAACGUUAAUAUACCUACGCCAAUCAGCUGAUCGAUUCGGGAACGUUAAAAUUUACGCGCGUACGUCAAGGUCGCUGAUUGGCUAAUUGUUCCCCAAAUUUCCCGUUAUCCUUGACAUUUGUAAAAUUUGAAUAUACGCUAAAUUUCUAUCACUGAGGCUAGACGUAUUAUUUCUCUCUCCCAAAAAUUACUAUCUCUGCAGUAGAAAAUCAGUC
Messenger RNA from Aricia agestis (brown argus), 1376 nucleotides. RefSeq lists its product as uncharacterized. NCBI's taxonomy places the organism in Eukaryota, Metazoa, Arthropoda, Insecta, Lepidoptera, Lycaenidae. The coding region runs from base 99 to 1064 and encodes 321 amino acids. The record is from RefSeq and is a predicted model, not a curated record. Gene Ontology annotation, molecular function: nucleic acid binding. The transcript has a single exon. Gene Ontology annotation, biological process: DNA integration.